This is a messenger RNA of Oncorhynchus kisutch (coho salmon), 596 nucleotides long. RefSeq names its product cystatin-F. The record is from RefSeq and is a predicted model, not a curated record. The transcript is spliced from 4 exons. Gene Ontology annotation, biological process: positive regulation of myelination; negative regulation of microglial cell activation; immune response. Lineage: Eukaryota; Metazoa; Chordata; Actinopteri; Salmoniformes; Salmonidae. Gene Ontology annotation, cellular component: Golgi apparatus; late endosome; lysosome. The coding region runs from base 85 to 507 and encodes 140 amino acids. Gene Ontology annotation, molecular function: cysteine-type endopeptidase inhibitor activity.
UUGGCUAGUCUGCAACAUGUGGUGGAAGUGUUGCCUUACAGGAAGUAAAAUAAACAGAGCAGUGUUGAGAAAUCUCUAACAGGCAUGGGGCUGAGUUACAUGCUUCUGCUCUUCUCUGGCUUGUGCUCAAUUGUCAGUUGCCAAAGGUUAGUGCCUGGCGCUCCAUAUAAGAUCGACACAAAUGACAAGAGGGUCCUAAAAGCGGCGCUUCAUGGGACCAAUUCAUUUAACAAUCAGACCAAUGAUGCUUUUCUCUUCAAGCCAUCUGCAAUUGAAAAAGCCGAAAGACAGAUUGUAAAGGGACUCAAAUACAUUUUGGAAGUAGACCUCUCACGGACCGUGUGCCGCAAAAACGGACACAAAGACCCAGACCUGGCCAACUGCAAGUUCCAACCAGAUGGUUUGUUGCAGCAGACCUUCCACUGUGUCUUUGAGGUUUGGACAAUGCCUUGGCUCCACUUCAUGAAGACUACCUAUUUUUCAUGCAGCCCAUCUGACCGAUCUUGAAGGAAGUUCCUAAGCUGUUUCUCUCCAUACAUGACUGAGCAUUUUCAUUCCUCAAAAUAAAAUUGAGCCUUAACGUAUAGUAAUAGCCA